Molecule: messenger RNA, 1151 nt
Organism: Eremomyces bilateralis CBS 781.70
Lineage: Eukaryota; Fungi; Ascomycota; Dothideomycetes; Eremomycetales; Eremomycetaceae
Exons: 2
Coding region: 164-658 (164 amino acids)
Source: RefSeq, a predicted model, not a curated record
AAAAUACCGGUUUCUUUGUUAAUAUCAUUACCAGUCCAAAGAACGCAUAGAGUUGCGUCCUAUAUAUAUAAGCACAAUGCCAUGGAAGAUCGUCUUUUGAUCUGCUCAAUGCACACAAGCUGCUAGUCUACUCUCUCAAGAGCCUGAAAAUCUAAAAGAGACAAUGACAAAUAGUAAACGUAAACCCUCUGGUAGCGACAAGGGAGAGCUGGAUAAGGGUAAGAAGAGAGUUAAAAACACCAAAGCAGGCAAAGAGGACGUGGAAACUGGCGAAUCGUUCCACCUGGCUCAGGAGUCUCAGGGGCCCUUUAUAGUUCGCCAGAGACCUGCGCUCAGUGGUGUAGCCACCGAAAUCCUGCAAGAGACCAUGCGCCAUGUUCGACAGCCUCAGAUGGACCUGGUGAUUCAACCUACACCACCGGGGUUUACCUUCAGGCUAGAGGAUGAUUACGGAAGCCCGACAGGCGUCCGCAAUCGAAGAGCCUUGCACUGGAUAGACCCGUCAAUCACGCAGACCUGGCCGUCAUACCCGCCCGAAGAUACUUGGUUCGAGGAACGCGUUCGACCCUCAGUGGUUCCGCCGUUGCAAGGUCGGUAUGGGGACAGGAUCCACCUGCAAGAUGUGUCAUGGGAAUUGCUUCCCGAAGGACGCGUGUAGGUUUAUGGCGGACUAUCGGAAGAAACCGAGCACAUAAAAUAUUAGCUACCCAAGGGGAGACGCGAAGUCCGGACACUGGUGAUUGUCGAGCCAGAGGAGUUGGAUGAUCCAUACGAAACGUAUGAUAUUGAAACCUACUGUAGAAUCCGAGAAGCGCUCAACGAGGAGGUAGAGUACCCGUUGGAGAACGCGAUCACGGGAUUUUGCCUGUGAUGCAGAGAAGAGCGAGCUUGCGGUCGUACCAAUACGCGUAUAGAUCACGAUGGGGCCAACCGUCGCGAGUCAACAAGGAUGACGAAGUGAUUGAGCUCGGCGACGGUGACAACGGUUACAACGAAGACCUCAUGGAGAUAAAGGAAUACUAUAGGAGCAACAAUUUAGGUAAGAGAGGAAGUGAUGUACGGCUUUCGAACAGGUAACCAAAACCCGAAAAUAGUCACUAAGUAAGAAAUAAAGCACACACUGUUUAGACUUUGAGAUAUUAUGAACUAUA